AUGUGUAUGUUCAGGAUCACGAAUUACGAUGAGUGCUGGGCACAAUACAUUCAUGUAUUGAUUUGCUCUAUCGAAACCUCCAAAAAGAAUCAACUUGAAUCUCCUAGACAUCGCGUCAACUCGGCAUUGAAAUGUCCCAAUUUAAAGUCGGAACAUAUUCACAUGGGGCGCUCAAGAUGUUUUUGCAAAACUCACCCAUCACAAAAUAUGGGAGCUGUUUGUGCCAGAAUGUGGGGAGGUGAUUUCGUCGGCGACGUUCAAUGUGCCAUGCUGCCGGGUUCGGCCGUACGAUUUGAAUUUCGUAACCGAAAAUGGCAAAAUUGUACCGAUGUGGAUAGGUUAUUAAGAGGCGGAAGUCGCUUUCUACCUGACAGUUAUGUACCCAAACUGAAAACUCGAAAUUGGAAUGAUAGUGAGUGGGAUGGAGAUAGCAAGCUGAUAGAGUGGAGAGAUACGGAUUGGGUCACGUUGGCAGAGAAGGGCAUGAGUAUGUGGAGAAGCAAACAGAGGAAGGUAAUCGGUGGUCAAGAUACGGUGAUGCAGGAUGGAAUUGAACCUUCCCAGGUCAGUCCGACUUACGAGGAUGUUCAACUGGUGAAGCACGAGAUGUUUUCGACCCAGCAUAAUCUGUCCAGACCGAAAGGCCAAAUGCCUCUCACGCGGUAUGAUAUGCAGACAAGCCGCUGUGUAGGCAAGAUCAAUGAUGGUAAAGUAGAGUGGCGACAAUCGAAGGAACAAAGAGGAGCUGUCACAAAUGGCCCAUACAAGCCAGCUUCUCCACCAAGCGCCGAUCAGCCACAACACAAGAGACAGUCUUUAAUUCUAGACAUUAAUCAAGCACAGCACAGAAAACAGUUCACAGCUGGACCUAAUAUGAUGCCUACCGGGGAAAAUGCGCGGUCACUAAGAGAGGAAAAGGAAAAGGGUUUUGAUGAAAUCCAGGCACAAUUGACUGCCGCUGUUCCAACACCACAAUCUAUCCCAACUGGACCUAGGACGAUGUCUAUCCCAAUUGGACCUAGAAUGAUGCGUACCUGGGAGGAAGUCCGACUCGGGGGAGAGAAACUUGAGAACGAGAGCAAGCAGUCUGAGACACCAUCAGCCAAUUACAUAAGCCUAGCGGAUCCGAUUUCUGCUAAUAAGUCGAGAUUGAGGGGUGGUGAUAACAGCCCGCAGUACGCAGAUCGAGCUACAAACGCGGAAGCACGAGUAACAACUUCAUUGGAAGUCUCUUCGGUUACUGUUUGUGCGAGUGAAACCUCCCAGGAGCGGCGCAAGAGGAAACACAAGGAAAAGAGAAACACAUUCCUACAGCAUACACACAAAAAACGACUUGCCGUUUGUGAGAAGAAGUUGAACGUUCAGAAACAAGAAUCCGGUCAGUCUGUUCGAGAUGGUACCCGAGAAGUCAAUAUGCAUGCCUCUGUACAACAGGAUGAUAAACCACUGACUGCUGCGUCUCCCUACUCACCAUGUAUUGGAGUGUCCGGGGCGAUUUCUUAUUUACAAAGAAUACAGAUGGCCAGCCCUAAUAUGAAAAAUAGCAGGAUGCUCGGAGUGCAGAUUCAAGCUAGUAGGGGCCCCAGCGAAAAGGCAGAUGGAGUAGUCGAGAGUGAAGAAGGAAAGAAGAAGCGAAUGACAGAUAUGGAUAUAUCAAUGAUGGAUAGCGAAGGAUACAUAAGGAGGAAAAGGCUGGCACGUGAAACUGAAGCACUUAAAGGUCAAGGAGAACCAAUAAGCAACACAGGUGGUGAUGGAGAGCAGGAGGGAAGUAAUACGGGUGAUGAGGAGCUUCCAGAUUACGAAUCAGAUAAGGAUACUCCUAUAAAAACUGAAGGCAACGGUCGAUUGCGAAGUACAGCUGUAGGUCUCAUUGGAUCCCAACAACAACUUCAACCCUUCAUUGCAGCUGUGCCGGCGGUGGUCCAGCCUAGGGAUACAAUCAUGGAAGAAAAUGGCCCGGAGACAACUGGACAUGGUUGGGAAUCAGCUAUUUAUUUGACGUCCGAUUGA
This is a messenger RNA of Sclerotinia borealis F-4128, 2013 nucleotides long. Lineage: Eukaryota; Fungi; Ascomycota; Leotiomycetes; Helotiales; Sclerotiniaceae. The record is from the annotation of a GenBank genome assembly.